This is a messenger RNA of Rotaria sp. Silwood2, 3894 nucleotides long. Lineage: Eukaryota; Metazoa; Rotifera; Eurotatoria; Philodinida; Philodinidae. The record is from the annotation of a GenBank genome assembly.
AUGAGUGAGCAUAGUUCUUAUAUAAGACAAGAUGAAUAUGGUGAUGAGUCUUUAAAUGGCGAUGAAAAUGAUGGUAUAUUUGAAGACUUCGAAGACACUGAGGAUCGUCGUUCAAUAACUGUUGGUAUAUGUGCGCAAUGGAAAAAAGUCAAAGCAAAACCCAUGGAAGAAAUUUUACAUCGUUUAGAACAAUUUGAAUUUAUUCGUAUAAUUGUUUUUUCUGAAACAAUGAUACAUGAAAGCCCUAUUGAAGAUUGGCCAUUUUGUCAUGUUUUGAUUAGUUUUCAUAGUAAAGGUUUUCCAUUAGCUAAAACACAACAAUAUGCACGUCUUAAUGAACCAUUUCUUAUUAAUGAUCUUGACAAACAAUGGGAUAUUAUGGAUCGUAUUAAAGUACAUGAAAUACUUAAAGAUGCUGGAAUAGCACAACCACGUUAUGGUAUAAUUAGACGAACUAUGGAUGCUGAUGGAACAUGGAAAACAUUGUCUGUUGUUAACGAACAAGAUGAUCAAAUUGAAAUUGAUGGUGAAAUAUUUCAUAAACCAUAUGUAGAAAAACCUGUAUCAGCUGAAAAUCAUGAUGUCUAUAUUUAUUUUCCAUCAUCAGCUGGUGGUGGUUCACAAAGAUUAUUUCGAAAGAUUGGUAGUCGAAGUAGUGUAUAUACAUCAGAGAAUAGUGUUCGUAAAGAUGGUUCGUAUAUUUAUGAAGAAUUUAUGCCAACAGAUGGUACAGAUGUUAAAGUAUAUACAGUGGGUGCUGAAUAUGCCCAUGCUGAAGCAAGAAAAUCACCAGGACUCGAUGGUAAAGUUGAACGAGAUGAAUUUGGUAAGGAAGUACGUUAUCCAGUUAUAUUACGUGCUGAUGAAAAAUUAAUUGCUAUGAAAAUAUGUUUGGCAUUUAAACAAGCUGUAUGUGGUUUUGAUUUACUUCGUGCUGAAGGAAAAUCAUUUGUAUGCGAUGUAAAUGGUUUUAGUUUUGUAAAAAAUAGUACUAAAUAUUAUGAUGAUUGCGCAUCGAUUCUGGGACAUAUGAUACUGCGUGAACUUGCACCAACAUUUUCUAUUCCAUAUCCAAUAACUUAUCAACCUGAUGAUCCCCCUUUUGUACCGACUGCAUUGGGUACAAGAAUGGAACUUCGUUGUGUUAUUGCUGUUAUUCGACAUGGUGAUCGAACUCCAAAGCAAAAAAUGAAAAUGGCUGUUCUUCAUCCAUUAUUUUUUCAAUUAUUCGAAAAAUAUAAUGGUCCAAAAACAGGUCAUCUGAAAUUAAAACAUCCUGGUCAACUUCAAGAAGUUCUUGAUAUAGCUCGAAUAUUACUCAAAGAACUUGAUGAUAAUCGAAUAAAUCGAUUUCCUAAUUCACCUGAAACAAGAGGAAAAUUACUUCAACUUAAACAAGUAUUAGAAUUAUAUGGACAUUUUUCUGGUAUUAAUCGAAAGAUUCAAUUAAAAUAUUUACCGAAAGGUCCACCAAAAAAAACCAGUAGUGAAGAUGAACCUAAUAAUGUACCAUCACAACCAUCUUUACUCUUAAUAGUUAAAUGGGGUGGACAAUUAACGCAAACAGGCAAAAAUCAAGCUGAAGCACUUGGCAAAGCAUUUCGAAAAAUGUAUCCCGGUGGUCAAGGUGCUGGUGGUGAUCGUCCUGAUGUUGGUCUUCUUCGUUUACAUUCCACAUUUCGACAUGAUUUAAAAAUUUAUGCAUCAGAUGAAGGUCGUGUACAAAUGACAGCUGCUGCUUUUGCUAAAGGAUUAUUAGCACUUGAUGGUGAAUUAGCACCAAUACUUGUACAAAUGGUUAAAAGUGCAAAUACAAAUGGUUUACUUGAUAAUGAUGUUGAUUCAACGAAAGAACAACAUAAAGUCAAGCAAACAUUACAUGAUCUUUUAGCAAAAGAUCGACAAUUUACACAAGAAGAUUAUGAUAUAAUUGCACCAACUCGUUCUCGUGCUUUAGUGUCAUCAAUGGAUUUCAUUAAAAAUCCUGUUACGAUAUGUCGAAAGAUAUAUGAAUAUAUUCAUGAAAUGAUUGUACUUAUUCGAACACGUUUACUUAAAGAUAGUUCAGGAAAAGAUUUUUAUGAUGCACGCAAAGAUAAAUUCAAUAUAUCAAAAGUACCUGAUAUAUAUGAUUCAAUAAAAUAUGAUUUACUUCAUAAUAAAGAUAUUCUUCAAUUUCCAUAUGCUGAAGAUUUAUACGUAUGUUCAAAAGCAUUAGCUGAUAUUGUUGUACCUCAAGAAUAUGGUAUGACAGUUGAAGAAAAACUAAGCAUAGCUCGUGGCAUUGUUACACCAUUACUUCGAAAAAUUCGAGCCGAUCUUCAAUGUAAUUUAACGGGUGUAAUUACUCAUGAUGAACAUGUUAAUAAAUUAGAUCCAAGUUAUUCAAAAGGUAUUCAAACUCCUGGUCGACAUGUUCGUACACGAUUAUAUUUUACUAGUGAAUCACAUGUUCAUUCACUUCUUACAGUUAUUCGUUAUGGCAGUUUAUUAAAUAUAUCAAAUGAUGAACAAUGGAAACGUUCAAUGGAAUAUUUAGAUACUGUUUCAGAAUUAAAUUAUUUAACACAAAUUGUUAUUAUGUUAUAUGAAGAUUCAAGUGAAGAAGAAGAUUCUGAACGACGUUUUCAUGUUGAAUUACAUUUUUCACCUGGAGCUUAUGGAUGUUUUGAUAUAUUACCAGAAAUCGAUUUAGUUAGUUCAAAUGUUAACCAUAUUCGUACUGUUUUACCAAAAAGUAAUCGACAAGCAGCUCAUAGUCCACCAAGACAUCAAGUUGAAAUACCUGUAUCAGUUUCACCACCGACACCACCAACAUCAGUAGAACCAAGUAUUUCAUCAUCAGUACUACAAUCUCAAGUAGACACAACAACAGCAGCAGCAGCUAAACUAGUUCCAGGAUCGACUUUAAUUACAAUUGAUAAUACGAAACCAUUAACACAAUCCGAUAAAUUACGUCAAAAAGUCGUUAAACAACGAUCAUUUUCAUCGAAAACAAUUUAUCGAAGUAAUAAUGGAAUGGCAACAAGUCGAUCAUCAGAACAAACUAAUUCUGAUGAUCUUAAUACCAAUGCAACUGAACGUUCUGAUAAUAAUAAUAAUAAAUGUCUUUUAAAACCCAAAUCUCUUGAAGAUGAUGAAUCAGAUUUACAGCACAUAACAUCACAUCAAACUGAAUCACUUGAUUCAUUCUCUAUGAAAUUUCCCCGAAAAUCCAAUGCAAUGUCUGGUUUUUAUUCAACAAGAUUACAAGCGAGGUUAUCACCUAGUCCAGAUAUUUUUCGGCGAAAUUCGGGUACAAUACUAGAACACGUUCAAACAACAUUAUCCCAUAAUUAUUACAAUACAGUUCAUGGUGCUUCAGCCGACAGACAUAUGUCUAAUUAUGUUCCACUAACAAGUAUUUUUAGUACAAAAGUAAUUACCGGUGCAAAAUCAACACCCGAUCUUAAUACGUUACUUGAACGUAAACAAGCAGGAUUGAUAUGUUCAGAAACUGCUGUCGUUGCUCCAUUAGAAACAUUAAAUACAAAUUUAAAUUAUAGAAUUCUCGAUGAUUUUAUUGGUAAAAUUACUGAUUCAACAACAAAAUAUUAUACACCAACUUCAUUUGACUGUGAUAAUAGCAAAAAUAUACUUGUCAAUGAUGAUAAACUUAGUUCAUCACCAAAACAUAUUCCUUACGGUAGGUUAUCUAUUUUUAAUACUUCAUCUAAUAAUUUCUUAUUUACAUUAUUAGUAUCAACAAAUCGAUUUAGUGUUCAUUCUGUUGAUAGUAAUAAUAGUACAUUUGGAAAUAAUAAAAAAUUACAUGUUGGUUUUGGUAAAGUGACGCAAUAUUCAAUAAAUACAAUAACAGAACUUCCUGAAAAAACAUUAGAUGAAGAACGAUAA